AUGAAUAAUGAUGCAGACACGGUCAAAAUCAGAUCCAUCGUUGAAGAAGGUAUGAUUCUUCGGGUAGGUGACGGUGGCUCAAUUCUCUUUUGGCAUGACAGAUGGUGCAAAGAAGGAGUCCUCAAACUAUUACAUCCAAGAUUGUUUGCGAUAUCUCUCCAAAAACAAGCUCUCAUAUGCCAGAUGGGUGAGUGGAUUGGAAACUCUUGGGAGUGGAGGCUAGAAUGGCGACGUUCUUUGUAUGAUUGGGAAAUUGAUGAGGUAAACUCUCUUCAACAUAUAAUUGCACAGUUUGGGCCCAAAACAGAUACGAGAGAUGGGGUCUCCUGGAAACACUCAGAAGUUGUGUCUUAUCCCACAAAAGACAUCGUUACAGCAUUAACUGUGAACCGUGCUCCCUCUCUACCGAAAUCUGUAGUCUCCUUGGUCUGGAAAUCUUUUAUAUCCCCAAGAGCAAAACUAGUGGUAUGGUUGGCAAAUCAGGGAAAGCUGAAAACUGGAGAACUGCUCGUGGGAAAGGGAAUCAUUAGCCCUCUCGACUCCAUAUGCCCCUUUUGCAGUACGGAAAUAGAAUCAAUCACUCACCUUCUCUUUGUUUGCAGAUUCUCUUGGAGCGCCUGGAUGGAUAUUCUAAAAUGGUGGAACAUCUCCUCCCCCCUCCAGAAUCAAUGUACAAAAUUCUGUAUGCAAUGGUUGGGAUUGAACAAAGGUAGGAAACACAGGAAGAUCUGGACUCUCAUUUUGGGUUGCGUCUUGUGGUCUGUGUGGUACGAAAGAAACCAGAUUAAGUUCGAUAGGAUAACGCCAAACCUUCAGAAUUUUGUGUUCUCGCUGAAGAUUAGAAUAGGAAUAUGGGCGAGGGAAUUGCUAGGCUCCUCUGGAUGGACACCACAUGUCAUACAUAAUGCUGACUCGUUCGUCUUGCAGGCCUUUUGA
This is a messenger RNA of Amaranthus tricolor (Joseph's coat), 936 nucleotides long. RefSeq lists its product as uncharacterized. The record is from RefSeq and is a predicted model, not a curated record. NCBI's taxonomy places the organism in Eukaryota, Viridiplantae, Streptophyta, Magnoliopsida, Caryophyllales, Amaranthaceae. The coding region runs from base 1 to 936 and encodes 311 amino acids. The transcript has a single exon.